AUGAAAGGAGGAAGGAAAAAUUUGAAAAAAGCAUCAGAGGAAAAACAUGUAACUCUCGGAGAUGGGCAAUGCAUCAUGCAAGUCGUGUCUCUUCGAGGAUCCAAUCUUAUUGAGGUUAUGGGUGCUAGCGGUGAGAAAUCACUAGCUCUAUUUCCCGCUAAAUUUCAGAAAAGCAUGUGGAUUAAACGAGGAAACUUUGUUGUAGUUGAUGAGAGCGGAAAGAAAGAGGCUCUUGAAUCAGGAAGCAAGGUUGGUUGUAUUGUGUCUCAAGUUCUUUUCUAUGAUCAACUCCGUGCAUUAAAGAAAUCUGCAGAAUGGCCUGAGAUUUUUAAAGAUGAUCUUAAUGAAAGAGUCGCCACCCAACAAGAGAAUUAG
Molecule: messenger RNA, 375 nt
Organism: Vicia faba (fava bean)
Lineage: Eukaryota; Viridiplantae; Streptophyta; Magnoliopsida; Fabales; Fabaceae
Source: the annotation of a GenBank genome assembly